Molecule: messenger RNA, 2945 nt
Organism: Falco peregrinus (peregrine falcon)
Lineage: Eukaryota; Metazoa; Chordata; Aves; Falconiformes; Falconidae
Product: cytochrome P450 2J2-like
Exons: 15
Coding region: 593-1987 (464 amino acids)
Biological process (GO): xenobiotic metabolic process; arachidonate metabolic process
Cellular component (GO): intracellular membrane-bounded organelle; cytoplasm
Molecular function (GO): oxidoreductase activity, acting on paired donors, with incorporation or reduction of molecular oxygen, reduced flavin or flavoprotein as one donor, and incorporation of one atom of oxygen; heme binding; iron ion binding
Source: RefSeq, a predicted model, not a curated record
GGCGGGCGGGAAAGUGCCGCGAGGUGAGGCCUGGGGGCGGCGCGGGCGCGACUGAGGGGCGCAGCCAGCGGGUUCGUGUACCUUGCCGUUUUAUUCCUGUCUUCGUUUGUCCCUGUGCACAUCAGCUCUCAUGAUUACUGACACUUGCCCUCCAAAACAAGCAGAACUCUGGGGAAGAGGAACUUCUGUCUCAGCGCAACCUUCAAAACUGUAACACCACAGGCUUGUUACAUGCCCAGCUCCCCCUGCUUUCAUUCUGACUUCCAUGGAAUGGAAGAAACAGUGAAUACUUCUUGCCAAGGUGCAAGGCAGCAAGAUGCCUGGGACUCCUCUGUCUCAGUCUUUCUACAUCUGCAAGAUAUGAUCUUCAAGCAGUUAAUUGGCUCUCCUGGGAACAGCUGCACAGAACCAAAGUUUGGUCUCAAUUUUAUCCAUAAGGACAUCACCUCUCACACCUGCUGACAUGAGCUACUCCAGAGACAAAGAGUUGUGAAGCCACCUUCACCAGGGCAGACAAUAUCCUAACAUGAAUGGUUUGCUGCACCUUCCCUAUUGACACCACUGUACAUUUCUGUUCCUAAAGCUGCAAUGGAUGCGUAUGCAGCUUCCUCCAGGACCAGUUCCCCUCCCAAUAUUUGGAAAUUUGUGGCUGUUGGACUUCAAACUUCGUCGAGAAACUCUCACUAAGUUAACCAAAAUCUAUGGAAACAUCUACACAUUGUGGAUGGGACAGACACCCAUGGUUGUACUGAAUGGAUACAGAGCAGUAAAAGAUGGCAUUGUCACCCAUUCAGAAGAAGUUUCUGGAAGACCUCUCACCCCAUUCUACAGGGACAUGAUGGGUGAGAAAGGUAUUUUUCUGACUAGCGGGCACACCUGGAAGCAACAGAGACGCUUUGGCAUGACAAUUAUAAGAAGCCUGGCGCUUGGUAAGAACAAUUUGGAAAAUCAAAUUCAAACAGAGGCCUGUCACCUUGUGGACAUCUUUGCAAACAUUAAAGGCAAACCUUUCGAUCCCCACACUUUCGUUGUCCGUGCUAUUGCAAAUAUAAUUUGUGCUGUUGUUUUUGGUCAUCGCUUCUCCAGUGAGGAUGAAUCUUUCAGCAAGCUUAUCAAAGCUAUUUAUUUUGUGAUCUACUUUCAAGCUACUAUCUGGGGCAGGAUGUACGAUGCUUUCCCAUGGCUUAUGCACCGCCUCCCAGGACCUCAUCAGAAAGUGUUUGUAUACAAUGACUUCAUGCACAAUUUAGUUAUGAAGGAGGUCCAGACUCAUGAGAGACAGAAUGCAGGUGAUCCACAGGAUCUCAUUGACUUCUACCUAGCUCAAAUAACAAAAACCAAAGAUGACCCUACUUCCACGUUUAAUAAAGACAACAUGGUUCAGACAGUGGUUGAUCUUCUGCUGGGAGGGACAGAAACAACAAGCACCACCCUUCUCUGGGCACUGCUCUACAUGAUACAAUACCCAGAAAUCCAAGAAAACGUUCAAAGAGAGAUAGAGGCUGUUCUGGAACCCUCCCACCUCAUCAGCUAUGAAGACCGUAAAAAACUGCCAUAUACAAAUGCUGUGAUUCAUGAGGCUUUGCGGCACAGCAACGUUACUUCUGUUGGGGUCCCUCGACUAUGUGUGAGGAAUACAACUUUGCUGGGGUUUCACAUUAAAAAGGGCACACUUGUAUUGCCAAAUCUGCACUCUGUUGUGUACGACUCUGAGCACUGGGCAACCCCCUGGAAGUUCAACCCAAAUCAUUUCCUUGAUUUGGAUGGCAACUUUGUGAACAAAGAGGCAUUCUUACCUUUCUCAGCAGGACACCGUGUAUGUUUGGGGGAACAGAUGGCACGAGUUGAACUGUUCAUCUUUUUUACCAACCUCCUUCGGGCGUUCACAUUUCAGCUGCCUGAGGGAGUAAAGGAAAUCAAUUCGGAAUACAUUUUGGGUGCAAUACUGCAGCCACAUCCAUACAAGCUCUGUGCUAUUCCACGCUAGUCUGCAAUAUGUUACAUUGCAGAGGUACUUCAACCAGUCAAUAAUUGCAGUUACUUUAAAAACAUAUAUCAAUUGUAUUCAAAUGUGGGUCGCUCAGUAUAGCAAAUUAAUACAAAAUGUUUUUAUUUAGGAGGUCUGACCUCAUAUAGCUGAACUGUUUGAAACUGAAGUGUACUUGCCAAAGCUCACAUAAUCGCAUCUUAGGCAUAAACAAAUACAUUACCAAAAAAAUAUCUUUUCACACUUACAGUAGCAAUGAAUUAUAUGUAGGAUUUUAGAGAAGUGAUCUGUAUCAAGCAGUUUCCUGCAUAGUGCUCAGUCAGGUAUCACACUCUUAAAAUGGCACAACUGUUCUGAUGCAGCAGGGAUGCCUGAAUGAAAAAAAAAUAAAUACUCUUCAAUAUGCUGUUACUCCUCUGUGUUCACAGAAGGUCUUUGCUUACAUCCUUUUGCAGAAGGUAACAGAGUAUACACAGUUAGUGUUGACUCCUUUUCCUUUCACAGUCCCGUAAAGCACUACAUAUUGUAGUAUAAAAUUCACACACACAAAUGAUUGCAGAAUGGGACUUGUUAUAAUCAUAGCCCAUUUAGAAAUCCUUACACCUUUUUCCUUUACCUCCUCAGCAUCCAAUUCCUAUUUUAUCGCAACUCUCAGAUCCAGGUGCUUUCAUGAACGUUUCCUUCUUCUGUUUAGAAACACUACUAUAUCAUCCAAUAAUCUUCUAUCUGAAGGGAAAGGAAAACCCCUUCAAAUAAAUGAAAAUGCCAACAUUUGUUAAAGCAGGCACAGUAGAGAUUUAUUACUCAUGGUGUUUUCUUUUGCUGUCUCAUUAUUUCACAACAGACGUGGAAAGUUUUGACCACUAGAAAUUCAGCUGCAAGCAUCCUAGAUGCUUUCAAAGUUCAACAGAAGCAAGCAUAAAUUAUGGUAGGAAGUAGUUAAAAGUAGAAUAUUACA